Molecule: messenger RNA, 1454 nt
Organism: Aricia agestis (brown argus)
Lineage: Eukaryota; Metazoa; Arthropoda; Insecta; Lepidoptera; Lycaenidae
Product: serine protease snake-like
Exons: 10
Coding region: 240-1418 (392 amino acids)
Biological process (GO): proteolysis
Molecular function (GO): serine-type endopeptidase activity
Source: RefSeq, a predicted model, not a curated record
CAUGUCAAUUAUACUACGUUCCGCUCCAUGCAAAUGAGGCUGUAUGUCCGAUCAAGGACUUGGAACCGGUCAUCCUCACAUCACCGCCGCGCACCGCCGCGCCGCGUACUGACGAGUGAGACGACUGACGAGUGACGACCAUACUCGUUUGUGCUAGUGCCCAAUACAUGUAUAAUUACAAGUAACAAACAACGUGAAAACUGACAAAUAUAAUAUAGUAAGCUUUAGGGCGUUACAGGAUGUGGGUGGUGGUCACGGCACUGCUGUUCGUACAGUCGGGAAUAACACAAGAUGUGGGCGAGCAGUGCCGGAUCCAGCACACGGGGUCGGUGGGCCGCUGCGCCUUCGCCGACCAGUGCCAGUCCGCUAGGGACGACUACAGGAUGAACGGCAUCCGGCCGUCGUACUGUUCGCAGCAGCUGUACGCCGGCGUGCCGCUCGUCUGCUGCCGCGACCACACCACCAUCCUGCAGACCACCGAGGAUUCCCGUCCUCACCACCACACCGACAAGCGGCGCGUCAGUGAACGAAAGUGCGAGGAGUACAGCCGCGGCGUGAUGCAGACGGUUGGCUUCAUUCCGCUGAUCCCGGAGCCGGAGGAGAUGACCAUCUCGGCCGCCAAGUGCGACUACACCGGCGUCCAGCUCAUUGUGGGCGGCGAGAGCGCCAACCAGGGCGAGUUUCCGCACAUGGCAGCAGUCGGCUGGGUGACAGACGAGGAGAAGUACGCGUUCUACUGCGGCGGCACCCUCAUCAGCUCGCGUUUCGUGCUGACCGCCGGCCACUGCACCUACAAGCCGCGACAGAAGCACAACGAGCCCAGCGUCGUCAGACUCGGCGAACAGAACCUCGACCCCACCGUGAGGGACGGCGCGACGCCUAUUGAUGUGCCAAUCAAGCAGAUCCACAAGCACCCCGGCUACAAGCCGCCUUCGAAGUACGACGACGUGGCGCUGCUGGAGCUGGUGACGGACGUGGACUUCACCAACGACGUCCGUCCCGCCUGCCUGUGGAACCGCGACAGCACGAGACCGCAUACCAAGGCGCUGGCGACGGGCUGGGGAGUGGUGGACCCACAGGCGAGAAGGACAUCCACCGACCUGCAGAAGGUGUCGUUAACUCUAUUCGACAACAACAGCUGCAACCGUCUCCUUGAGCGGGAGGAGAAGCGACAUUGGGAGCGCGGCGUCAUCGACACGCAGGUCUGCGCUGGCGAGCUGCGCGGGGGAAAGGACACUUGCCAGGGCGACUCCGGGUCCCCGCUGCAGGUGGCGUCGAGCGAGAACCAGUGCAUCUUCCACGUGAUCGGCAUCACGUCGUUUGGCGGCCGCUGCGCCCAGCCCGGCCGCCCCGCCGUGUACACCCGCGUCUCCAAAUACCUCAACUGGAUAGAGUCCAUUGUGUGGCCGGGAGAAUGACCAAUAUAAAUGUAAUAGAUUUUUUAUUUUUUUAAA